UCCACAACAAUGUCUUCCAUUAAGAUUCAGUGUGUUUUGCUGGAGAACUGCCGGUGUGGUGAGUCUCCAGUAUGGGAGGAAGCGUCCAACUCUCUGCUCUUCGUAGAUAUUCCUACAAGAAAGGUUUGCCGGUGGGACUCGCUCACCAAACAAGUUCAGCGAAUGUCUGUGGAUGCCCCAGUCAGCUCUGUGGCCCUCCGCCAGUCAGGAGGCUACGUCGCCACCAUCGGAACAAAGUUCUGUGCUUUGAACUGGGAAGAUCAAUCUGCAGUUGUCCUGGCCACAGUGGAUAAAGACAAGAAAAACAAUCGAUUCAAUGACGGGAAGGUGGAUCCUGCCGGGAGAUACUUUGCUGGCACCAUGGCUGAGGAAACAGCUCCGGCAGUUCUUGAGCGGCACCAAGGAUCCCUGUACUCCCUCUUUCCUGACCACCACGUGCAAAAGUACUUUGACCAGGUGGACAUCUCCAAUGGUUUGGAUUGGUCCCUAGACCACAAAGUUUUCUAUUACAUCGACAGCCUGUCCUACUCUGUGGAUGCCUUUGACUAUGACCUGCAGACAGGGCAGAUAUCCAACCGCAGGAGUAUUUACAAGCUGGAGAAAGAGGAACAAAUCCCAGAUGGAAUGUGUAUUGAUGCUGAGGGGAAGCUCUGGGUGGCCUGCUACAAUGGAGGAAGAGUGAUUCGUGUAGAUCCUCAGACAGGGAAACGACUCCAAACUGUGAAGUUGCCUGUUGAUAAAACAACUUCGUGCUGCUUUGGAGGGAAGGACUACUCUGAAAUGUAUGUGACCUGUGCCCGGGAUGGGAUUGCCCCCCAGAGUCUUUUGAGGCAGCCUGAAGCUGGUGGAAUUUUCAAGAUAACUGGCCUGGGGGUCAAAGGAAUUGCCCCCUUUUCCUAUACAGGAUGAGGACAGGUCUUCUUUCCUGCCAGAGGAAGCUUUGAAGACAACUAGAGAAUUCUAGGACUGAAAUUUCAAUCUAGGUAGAAACAAAAAUGAAGCGAUGAUAUUACUGACAAGGUUAAAAUUUAAUUUAUAAUUUUUAAAAUGUAGGGCAUUUUAACAAAGGGUCACAGUGGUUUUGAUAACACACUGUAAAGCCUUCUAUGAAAGGUACUAGAGAAAUACAAAGAAUUGUUUAUCAGUCAGCCUCUUGAUGUUUUGCAAAUUCCUGGGGUGAGGAGGACAUAGCUUUUCUUUAUUCUGCAUUUCAUAUUUACUGUACCUAAAAUUUCAAAGAACUUAAUAAAUAGUAACCUGGUAAUAACCUACUA
This is a messenger RNA of Carlito syrichta (Philippine tarsier), 1274 nucleotides long. It is a transcript of the gene RGN, whose product is annotated as regucalcin. Gene Ontology annotation, molecular function: enzyme regulator activity; calcium ion binding; gluconolactonase activity. NCBI's taxonomy places the organism in Eukaryota, Metazoa, Chordata, Mammalia, Primates, Tarsiidae. The record is from RefSeq and is a predicted model, not a curated record. The coding region runs from base 10 to 909 and encodes 299 amino acids. Gene Ontology annotation, biological process: L-ascorbic acid biosynthetic process. The transcript has 6 exons.